Messenger RNA from Cooperia oncophora, 1218 nucleotides. NCBI's taxonomy places the organism in Eukaryota, Metazoa, Nematoda, Chromadorea, Rhabditida, Trichostrongylidae. The record is from the annotation of a GenBank genome assembly.
AUGACCGACUCCUCUGUGACCAAGGAGCAUUUUAACAUAGCGCUCGUAUCGGAUUUCUUCUGCCCAAAUGCUGGGGGAGUUGAGACGCACAUCUAUUUCCUAGCACAGUGUCUAUUAGAACUAGGUCAUAAGGUAGUCGUCAUCACUCAUGCUUAUGGUGAGAGAAGAGGAAUACGCUAUCUUUCUAAUGGGUUGAAAGUUUAUUAUCUUCCUUUUCUUGUUGUCUACAAUGGAUGCAGCCUUGCCACUAUAAUUGGCAGCUUGCCGUGGCUGAGGAAAAUCUUUCUCCGUGAGAAGAUUCAGCUUAUACAUGGGCAUUCGACGUUCUCCUCAAUGGCCCAUGAGGCUAUGUUCAAUGGCUGGUUGAUGGGCAUAAGAACCGUGUUCACCGAUCAUUCACUGUUCGGUUUUGCUGAUGCCUCGGCAAUUCUUACAAAUACACUUGUUCUUCAGUAUUCUUUGGCUAACGUUGACAGAGUGAUAUGCGUAUCGUACACCAGCAAGGAGAACACGGUACUUCGUGGAAAGCUUGAUCCACGAAAGGUGUUCACGAUCCCGAACGCCAUCGAAACCAGGCUUUUCUAUCCGGAUCCGAAACAGUUCUAUGGGAAUCCAACUACUAUUAUAUUCUUGGGACGUCUGGUCUACAGGAAGGGUGCGGAUCUUCUGUGUGCAAUCAUUCCAAAGGUCUGUGCUCGUCAUCCUCAAGUACGAUUCAUUAUUGGCGGAGAUGGACCAAAGAGACUAGAGCUGGAAGAAAUGCGUGAGCAGUAUCACUUGCACAACCGCGUUACUCUGAUGGGGACACUUCCACAUGAUAUGGUACGAGAAGUACUGGUUCAAGGACAGAUUUUCAUUAACACAUCCCUAACGGAAGCGUUCUGCAUGAGCAUUGUGGAGGCCGCCAGUUGUGGGCUCCAUGUUGUUUCCACAAAGGUCGGAGGAAUACCGGAAGUACUUCCAGCAGAGUUUAUCGCACUGGAGGAACCAGUUCCAGAACGUGAGAUCUUUAUCGUACUCAGUUCUACCUGCACAUUCUUGAGUUUACGUUUAGUGCUCGUCGAUGCACUUUCUGAGGCCAUCCAUAAAAGAGAGAAGAAACAGCUAAUUGAUCCUGUUGAAAAGCACAAGGCAGUUUCGGACAUGUACUACUGGCCGAAUGUUAAUCCACUGGCGGACGACAUACCUCGGUCCAGAAAACGUCUGAUCCAUGGAUGA